AUGAUGAAGCAGCAUCAGCAGCUCCUCCUCCUUUCUCUAAUGUUUCUCGUUGCUGUCGCAGCAGCCGCUGUUGCUGCCGAUCCACAGCCACUGCCACAACAGGUGCAGCACCAGCAGCAGCAACCACAGAUGAGGAUGAGGAUGAGCAGCAGGGCCAGAUCCCUGCUUCAGGCGCCAAAACCAGACUGCCCGUCCAGCUGCUCCGUUCGCUGCGGCAACAACUGGAACAACGAGAUGUGCAACAAGAUGUGCAACGUCUGCUGCAACAAGUGCGGCUGCGUGCCACCGGGGACCGGGCAGGAAACCCGCCACCUUUGCCCCUGCUACGACACCAUGGUCAAUCCACACAAUCCACACAAGCUCAAGUGCCCGUGA
Messenger RNA from Miscanthus lutarioriparius, 375 nucleotides. Lineage: Eukaryota; Viridiplantae; Streptophyta; Magnoliopsida; Poales; Poaceae. The record is from the annotation of a GenBank genome assembly.